UAUUUAUAUGUUGAUAUGUUCGUGUGUGUGUGUGUGUGUGUGUGUGUGUGUGUGUGUGUGUGUGUCAAAAAGCACAUAUACAACAUCCCAAAUAUCUAUUUUUGUUUAAUAAGCCUUGUGCCUAUGGUGAAAACCCGCCACGCAGGGGAUCGCUCCAUUGUCUUCGCUUCCAGUAAGGCUUUCUGAGUAUUGACCUGGAUGUCUGAACAGAAUAAAUGAGAGCCAUACGCAGUUGCAUUUGUAAUGACACUGCACCGAUAUAACGCCGCUAACACAAUGCUUCUCAAACGGCCAUUUUUGAUUUCCAGCUGUUCGUUGAAAAUGUCUUCGCCCGUUAACAACCCGUUAAGAUAAAUCAAACUGCGCUGUCGACAUCCCAAGAUAGAAUUCGGUAUAUGGUUCCGUUCUAGCCUAUAUCUUUUUUGUUUGACCACGUGAUUGUCUAAAUAAUUAAUGCAGCACGUCCCCUAGAAACACGGCGUCGUCAUUAAUCGCAAGGACUCUAUCAGACUUGAAAACUGAAGAGAUCCAAGAAAAUAAUAUCCAAACGGUCCUGUAUCUCACCCCAUCGCAACCUGGACACUCGUACAGCUUUUCAGCCAAUGGAGCAUCGGUCGCCGUCUAAAUUAUGAAGAUCGCUUGAGGAGAAACAGAGGAGAGAAAACCACAGACUGCGGUCAAAGGACAGAAAAUCUGUGGGAAGCUCCUAUCACGUGAUUGACAAGUCCAUGCAACUGGACAGGGGUUCACAGGCUCUCUUAGUUUGAACCUUCGCAAUGCAGAAAGCCACUUAUUAUGACAAUGCUGGACUUUUCGGAGGAUAUUCGUACCCUAAAUCUGACUCCUAUACAUAUGGUCCUACACACCAAGGCUUCUCAUCCUCCAGCAUGGAGAACGACUUUCAAAAUCCAAUCUGUCCCAUCCAAACCACGUCAAUCCGGCCACCAGCACAUAAAAAUGGAGACAUCAGUGGCAGCUGUAUGCGACCGAGUGCCAGCCAGGGCAACAGCCAAACAGAGAGUAUCAGUGAGCAGCAGCAAGCCGCUCCUUUAGCAGCCAGCUCACCCAGCCCUAACAGCAGCUCCACACAAAAAAAGAAAUCUCCCAGCACCACUGGCUCCAGUACUGCCACCCCAGUCAUAGCCAAGCAAAUUUUCCCUUGGAUGAAAGAGUCACGCCAAAACGCAAAGCAGAAAAGCACCAACUGCCCAGCUGCAGGAGAAAUCUGCGACGACAAGAGUCCACCCGGCCCUGCCUCGAAACGAGUGCGCACUGCCUACACCAGCGCCCAGCUGGUUGAACUGGAGAAGGAGUUUCAUUUUAAUCGCUACCUGUGUCGGCCCAGAAGAGUGGAGAUGGCUAAUCUGCUCAACCUCACCGAGCGCCAAAUAAAGAUCUGGUUUCAGAACAGGAGGAUGAAGUACAAAAAAGAUCAGAAAUCUAAAGGCAUAAUGCACUCUCCCUUAGGACACUCUCCGGACAGAAGCCCGUCGUUAAGUGGCUCGAAUCACAUUGGAUAUUCUGGUCAGCUUCCAAACGUAAACGGCCUAAACUACGACGCGCCAUCUCCUCCGUCCUUCGCCAAACCGCAACAGAACAUGUACGGCUUGGCAGCCUACACGGCGCCACUGGGCGGCUGCAUACCGCAACAGAAAAGAUACCCGGGAGCAGAGUACGAGCACCACAGCAUGCAGGGGAACGGGAGCUUUGCGAAUGCCAAUUUACAAAGUAGCCCUGUUUACGUCGGGGGAAACUUCGUUGAUUCGAUGCCAGCGUCGGGCCCAAUGUUCAACCUCGGUCAUCUUCCCCAUCCCUCAUCCGCUAGUGUGGACUACAGCUGCGCGGCUCAGAUCCCGGGUAACCACCACCACGGACCGUGUGACCCCCACCCCACAUACACAGACCUCAGCUCUCACCACGCGUCUCAGGGAAGGCUGCACGAUGCACCCAAACUGACGCAUCUGCAAACACUGCUGCCCUCACUAUUUUCACCAAACAACUCACUGAACUGGAGAAUGAGUUUCACUUCAACUACUUGUUUAACUACUUAAACAAAUUAAGAAGAACCGAACAAGUACCUGUGCAAAUCAAGAAGAACUGAAAUAGAUCGCGCUGUGCACCUGAGCAGGACCCAGGUGAAGAUCUGGUUCCAGAGCAAGCAGAUGAAGAGAAAGAAGGAAGGCCUGGUUCCCCCAUCUGCUCUGUCACCACACUGCUCUCGCUGUCAAGAUGAAAGUGCCUGGAACUGUAGCUACAUCAAACAAGCAGUUCAUUCAAACUUUACUCAUGGUGUAGAUUCUAGCAUCUAAAUGCCCUUACUGAUUUGCAUGAAUAUGUCAU
Carassius carassius (crucian carp) is the source of this 2340-nucleotide messenger RNA. RefSeq names its product homeobox D3a (gene hoxd3a). Gene Ontology annotation, biological process: regulation of transcription by RNA polymerase II. Gene Ontology annotation, cellular component: nucleus. The coding region runs from base 777 to 2051 and encodes 424 amino acids. Gene Ontology annotation, molecular function: DNA-binding transcription factor activity, RNA polymerase II-specific; RNA polymerase II cis-regulatory region sequence-specific DNA binding. The transcript is spliced from 5 exons. NCBI's taxonomy places the organism in Eukaryota, Metazoa, Chordata, Actinopteri, Cypriniformes, Cyprinidae. The record is from RefSeq and is a predicted model, not a curated record.